CUGCCGUGACUCGGCAGCGCCGCCGCUCCCGGUCAUGCUCGGACAUGUCGGGCAGCGACUGGCGAAGGAACUAAGCCCCGACUUGCCUCUCCUUGGCAGCGCUAUAUAAGGCCCGACCCGGCCCGGCCCAGCUCGGUCCAGACACCUGCCGCCGGAGCUCGGCGUGUGGGUUGGACGAGGGCACCGAGGCAAAUGUGCAAUACCAAGAUGUCCUCCCUCACGGAUGCCUCUGCUGUUACUGCUUCGGAGCAAGAGACGCUGGUUAAACCAAAGCCCCUGUUGCUGAAGUUGUUAAAGUUAGCUGGUGCAGAAAAGGACACUUUUACUAUGAAGGAGGUAAUAUUCUAUCUUGGACAAUAUAUUAUGUCUAAACAGUUAUAUGAUGAAAAACAGCAACAUAUUGUACACUGUGCAAAUGAUCUCCUGGGGGAUUUAUUUGGAGUAACAAGCUUUUCAGUAAAAGAACACAGGAGACUGUAUUCAAUGAUUUCCAGAAAUCUGAUAGCAAUCAAUCAACAAGGCCCUGCACUUGCUGACACACCUGAGGAUGAUGCCACUUUUCAUCUUGCAGAAGAAAAUGUUCUUAAGGAGUCUGUGCAAGGGUCAGAAGAAAAGCAGACCUCAUCAAACGGGACUUCCCGACCAACUACAUCUUCUAGAAGGAGAACACACAGUGAAUCUGAAGAAAAUUCUUCAGAUGAUCUGCAUAGUGACAGAAGAAAACGACACAAGUCAGACAGCAUUUCGUUGACGUUUGAUGAGAGUCUCUCGUGGUGUGUAGUCAGUGGUCUGUGCCGUGAAAGAAGCAAUAGCAGUGAUUCAACAGAUUCUCUUUCCAUUCCUGAUCUUGAUGCAAGUUCAUUAAGCGAAAACUCUGACUGGUUUGAGCAUAGUUCUGUUUCAGACCAAUUCAGUGUAGAGUUUGAAGUUGAGUCUAUUUAUUCAGAAGAUUAUAGCCACAAUGAAGAAGGACAGGAGCUCACAGAUGAAGAUGAUGAGGUAUAUCAGCUGACUAUUUACCAGGAUGAAGAUAGCGAUGGUGAUUCAUUUGAUGAAGAUCCCGAGAUUUCUCUAGCUGAUUAUUGGAAGUGUCCCGAAUGUAGCGAAAUGAAUCCUCCGCUUCCGCGACAUUGCCACAGAUGCUGGGCCCUGCGUGAGGACUGGCUCCCAGAGGAAAAGAAUGACAAGUUGGAAAAGAGCGAAUUAGAAAGUUCCCUCCCUCUACAGCCUGAGGAAGGUUUUGAUGUUCCUGACUGCAAGAAAGUGAAAAUGACUGAAGAGAAAGAAGCAGCUAUGGAGGAGAAUGAGGAUAAAGCAGUACAAAUUUCCGAGUCCCAGGAAAGCGAGGAUUACUCCCAGCCAUCGACAUCCAGCAGCGUGUUUUGUAGCAGUCAGGAAGACUAUAAGGAGCCUGAGAAGAGAGAAAUGGAAAGUGUGGAAUCCAGCCUGCCUGUUACCAGCAUAGAGCCCUGCGUCAUCUGUCAGAGCAGGCCUAAAAAUGGCUGCAUAGUACAUGGCAAAACAGGACACCUCAUGUCGUGCUUCACGUGUGCAAGAAAGCUUAAGAAGAGGAACAAACCCUGCCCCGUGUGCAGACAGCCCAUACAAAUGAUUGUGCUAACUUAUUUUAGUUAGAUGGAUGUUGACUGGAAAGCAACAGAAAGAACUUCAUAGAGUACUGGUUAAGAAAGUUAAGAAAUUAUUUUUGUAUGCUUAUUGGGAGAAUUCAUAUGUUGAGACUCUUUACAUUUGGUAUGAAAGGUAAUUGUGGAAAUAAAUGCACUGGCACUGUUAAGAGGUUAGCCCAAUAUUCCUAAGUCAGCUUGGAGGUUUUAAGUCCCUCGCAGUUAAAAUAACCUAUCCCUGCAACUGCCCUCCUCUCCAAGUGUUUGUUUUAGUGACGUUUGUUUUAAUGGAUUAAAUAACGCAUGUUAAAACCCCCCUCUUGAGAAGGUUCUGCUUCCCAAGCAUUCCAGUAUCUGUUGGCUGGUGAAGGACACCAGGUUCAAUCAGAACCCUCUGAAGAAGUCAAUAAAAUAAACAAACAGAAUUUUGUCUCCCUUAUUCCCAAAACUGAAAUUCUUCCAAGUAACCAAACUGCAGGGGAGACCUUACCAGGAAGUAAGUGGGAGAAGAUGCAAUAGAAAAUCAUUUAAGGUUUUGGAAAUAGAAAAGGGUAUUGUGUGUUGUCUAUUUUUAUAGCAUGUGUUGUGCACUUCAGGGCUUUGUGUUCCCUGAGAAGUCAUUGUUCCAAGGUCAGGCUUGCAGUUCUCUCUUAAACAUCCCAAGAAACCACCUUUUAAAGUGCUUUGUGGGUUUGGAAGUCCUUACUGGUCUUAAUAAUUAUUUUAGCAGCAUGAGAAAAGCCUUGAACAGACAAGCUGAAUGAAGGAGAUGCUAUGUAAUGUGAGGUUGGGCAAUAUUAGGGGACAGUUGUACAUUUCUGCACUUGUUUCCUACUUCAGCAGUAGAGCAUGCAGCUCGGUCACUGCAUUCACUUGAAAACAAACAGGAAGGAAGGAAAAGCCCACCUCCAUCUGCAGAAACAACUGAGCUAUGCUGUUCUCGUUCACACAGACGUUCUUUAGAUUCACUGCUCCUUCCAACUUAGCUGUUUGUGUCAUAACAAUUCUGAAAAUUUCUUGCAGUGUUUGGUCCAACUUAAAAUUGGUCUCACUGUAUCCAUCCUUUCCUGCUUUUGGCUCUCGUCUCCUCGCUUUACUUCAUCAGAAGCCGUGUGAAACAGAGCAGUUCCUUUAUGAAGGAGUCUGCCAACCACCUCAGUCCCUGCUGCUUUCAGAGGGGGUAGUGUGGGUGUAAGCUCGGGUAUCUUCAGGAUAGAGUCAGUUUACUGAUCUGAGCUGAUUUUCAGAUGGAGACUUUCUGUGCCAGUGAGUUGUGUUUAUUUAGUUUGCAAGAGGAAUUGUGUGGUUUUAGCACCUUUUAAUUUUACAGGCAGUUGCUUCUCACUUGCAAUGGGAAUGCAGUAGUCGGGGGAUUGCCAAGAGUGGAGACAUAGCCUGACUGUGGGGGUCGUGCUGAGCUACCCCAAUGGGCUGGGAGUGCCUCUGGGCUAGGACAAAGGCUUCUACUGCUACAGUUACCAUCUGUCAGAGCUGGACUUGUUCUUCUGCCAUGAAGGGGGUGCAAGCUGGGGUUUGCAGGGGAAGUGCUCAGGGAAAGGAGAUAAAGCUGUGCAGGAGAAGCUCUGUGUACCCUUGGUUGUUACCUGUACCUGUCUGGAUAAAACUUGGCUACUGGGGUCAGAUGUGUUUUGUUUGUACAUUUGAACUAAUUUUCAAAAAACACUCCCAAAAGGUAGUAAUAUCUCUGAAGUUUUACCACAAUUCAACUAAACAAAACAUAAACUCCAGUUGUGGAUGUUUCUUGAAAUUCUUGCUUGCUUACCCAUUGCAAUUUGUAAAGCUACAGUAGGGGGCUGGAAUUUUUUGAAGUGGGUUUUGUGGGAUUUGAUAAUCCUUUAGCCCAAAAUAGGGAAGUGCUUUGGUCAGAUAUUUAAAAUUCUCAAGUAGAGAUGCUGGUAAUAGAUGGCCACCUGCCUUAAUCCACAUGGCUUCCUAUUUAUUUUUCCUAAUUUUUUCUUUGAUUUGAUUUUGAUUUGCAGAGACUCUUCCAUUAAACCUGCAGGUUGCAACCAAACAAGUGCUUGUAGCUGGGGUCGGAAACCUGCAGCUGUGGGGAUUGUAGAUGUGCCUGGCCGAGACCAGUGCUGAUGACAAAAAAACCCCUCAUCUGUUGAUGCCUUCUCUUAGUGAUGGCUGGCCUAGGACUAUCCUGCUCUUGGUGUUCUCUUCCAGUCAGGCCGCUCAAGUGAUCAUGGUACUGAAAUAACCUAUUUCAGUUCUCAGGCACGUGUGGUCAGAGCAGUCCUCGCUGUUCACAACCACCUUCAAAAACUAUUUCAUCUCCCAGAAGCACUUUCUGGUUUUGCAAGAGAUAAGCAGAGUAUGCGGCACGGUGAAUUUUCCUGCUUGUGAGCUGAAAUGGUACUUCCCUGGCACGGCCUCUGCUGUGGAGAACAGCCCUGGAAAUACCCACCACUCCACACAAUGCUGAGGCCGUGGGCCAUUUUGAUUUCCGCAUCUGUGGCCAAACUCCUGUGAGCAAUUCUUUGGUUUGAGUUACAUUUUCUGUAUUAAUGUUAUUAACUUCUAGUAGAACUCCCAGCUGUGGUUGAUUUGGGGCCCACCUCACUCAUAUAGGAGUGGUGAAUGGUGGUGCCUACUCUCAUUCCCACCAGAGAGGCUGGGGCCUGCAAGCACGUGCCCAGGCUUUGGGGUGUGGGUGACACUGUCAACUCCACACUGCUGCCCCAGCGCCAGCCCAGGGUCUGGUUUUCAGUCCAAAAGGCUGAAAUCUUUGGGUCUGCCCCUGUGCCGCCACCCCACCGUGUUCAGCACAUGUAGGGCAGGGAGUGGCCAGCCUGGGCUUGUCACCCCCUUCCUUCCUUCUGGCCUGCAGACACAUUUCUGGCCUGGGGCAGCAGCACAAACGUCAGGGAGGUUUUAGUAGUUGGCAGUUGUUGCCUGGUGAGGUCUUUGAGAUUCAUAUUUAUACGUCGCACAGAUUUUGAUCUUUAAUUUAUUUCAGUUUGUAAAUAUGCUUACAGUUAGGGGUUUGAGCUUUAAUUUAUUGAAUUAGUCUAUGGGUACGUGUGUAAAUACAUAAACAUGCAUACUUAGUAACUCACAGUCAUGAAAGAAAUAUUUAAGGAAUUGUAGCUUUAAAAUAAAGAGAAAUAUUCAGAUAGUUUUCAGACUAAGGCAGGCAGAGCAAGGUUUAUGGCUCCGUUGGUGUUUUUCCUUCCCUUAAAAUGACUUCUGUGUUGAAACUGAACAUUUAUUAAAUAGAGGUGGACGCUAGUGCAACAGUAGCAGAGUGAAAAUAUUUUGAUGAUGUUUGUUUUCCUUUGGAGUGCUUUUGGAUGUCUGAGUACAGCCAAGAGGCUGGCUGAGUGCUUUGGGUGGUGGUAGGGUCAGAGGUGCACCGAGAGGUUAAUUUGCAAGAAGUGAGGUUCACUUUUGCCUUUGAAUACAACCAAGGGCAUUAAAGGGAUGGCCAGGUGCUGGCAAAAUGUGACAGUACAUGAUUCUCUGUAAUGGCCUUACUCUGUUCCAUUGGGCUCUUCAGGUAGACAAUAGCUGUGUACAACCGCUCCAAGAACUCACAUUUAUUCUGUUUUAUAAAGUACAAUAAACCUACUUUCUGAUCAAGCUUGA
Molecule: messenger RNA, 5240 nt
Organism: Colius striatus (speckled mousebird)
Lineage: Eukaryota; Metazoa; Chordata; Aves; Coliiformes; Coliidae
Gene: MDM2
Product: MDM2 proto-oncogene
Exons: 11
Coding region: 193-1635 (480 amino acids)
Biological process (GO): negative regulation of apoptotic process; regulation of cell cycle
Cellular component (GO): nucleus
Molecular function (GO): ubiquitin protein ligase activity; identical protein binding
Source: RefSeq, a predicted model, not a curated record